AUGUCUUCCAUCUCCGCCCAUCUUCUCUCACGGUCAGCCUCGGGCCGGCCGCUCGGCUUCACAAGACUCUCCAGUUUCAUUAGCUCCAUCAGCCACCUGACAGAUGCGGAAAGUCAGCUGUACUUUGAACACCUCGAUGCCAAAUCCCGGCUACGGGCCCAGCAGCCCCCCUGCCGUAUCUCUCAGGGACGACCGGCGCCUCGUUUUCUCCGACCACAAAUCCAUGACCCACGAUCCUCGAGCUGGGUAGCGCUUGAGAAAACCAAAGUUCAAGAAGGGUUGGGACGGGGCAAGCUUCUUAAGGUUGUAUCGGGGAACAUCGAGUGCUUCGGGCCCGGCCCAGCAGCUCGCGCUUCCGCAGCGCUAGGUCAUCUCACGGGACUGUUUGGGGAAGAACCGGGACCUCUUGUUGUCAUGCUCCAAGAAGUCCAGCGUGAAUCGCUCCAAGCCAUCAUGGACAACUCCUGGGUACAACGGAAUUUCGUCCUCUCCAAUGUCGAACCUCCGGAAUCAAUCUACACCGAUACUGCAGGGGAUUCCUUUGUCUUGAGAGACAUUGAAUGGGGCGCUCACCCAUAUUUCACUCUCAUGAUGACGCCGAGGCAUCUGGCAAUAACGAGUUGCUUCCGGGUUCCAUUUGUCACGAAGAUGGGAAGGGAUGCUCUUGUUGUUGAUAUUCCUGUAUUCAGCCCUGGCAGAUGUACCCAGCUGAAGGAAUCCUUCCGCCUUUGCACGACGCAUCUGGAGUCACUUUGGGAAGGAAGAGUCUACCGUCCUGGUCAGUUGGCCCUGAUCUCAGCGUUGCUGAAAGGGGCACCUGCCACAGAGUCCAAGAUAACUGCAGGCCUUAACACCUCUUCCACAAGCGUCUGGGAGGACGUGCCGGCACCACCCAUCCCUGUUUUCAAGCCGUUCCAGAAAGACCUCUCUUAUGGCCAAGCUAGAGGAAAUACAUGGAGCCACCAGUCGAAAAGCAGCCGGGAACGGAAGCGUAUGGACAAGUUCUUCUACACGGGUUCGCUCGAAACAGUCGCCAUCCAUGAGGCUCAAGAUAUCACUGGCAGGUUAGGACGACUCGGUAUCAGCCUGAAAACGGAGGUGGAGGCUUGGGAGUUCGAGUACAAGAGAUUUAAGAAAUCGUCCCUCAGACGGGGAAAGUAUGUGGAAGAGCCACACAAGAUAUACUUUUCUGAGAGCGCCGUAGCAAAGUUCCGAGAUGAAGAACAACUCGUAAGAAGGGAAUUGGUUCACACGAAAAUCAAUGCCUGGGUCAGCGAUCACUUUGGAAUUGCAGUCGGCAUCAAGGUCCUUUGA
This is a messenger RNA of Endocarpon pusillum Z07020, 1314 nucleotides long. RefSeq lists its product as uncharacterized. Gene Ontology annotation, biological process: double-strand break repair. The record is from RefSeq and is a predicted model, not a curated record. Gene Ontology annotation, molecular function: single-stranded DNA binding; 5'-tyrosyl-DNA phosphodiesterase activity. Gene Ontology annotation, cellular component: PML body; cytoplasm. The transcript has 2 exons. NCBI's taxonomy places the organism in Eukaryota, Fungi, Ascomycota, Eurotiomycetes, Verrucariales, Verrucariaceae. Bases 1 to 1314 code for a protein of 437 amino acids.